AUGGCCCUCACUUUCUUUGGUGGGCGUCCUCCAGCCUCCAUUAUCGCGCAACUGUCGGAAUCAGGGUCCUCAAGUGAUUCUGACCGUUUCGAAGGCUUCCCGGUCGCGAGAUGGCGAGGCCGUUGCUUUAUUGAGGACCAGCGCCUUUGGAAGAAGGGAUCCCGGUUGCCCAAGGCGUGGAUUAAGGACCAUGGCGUCUUCCUUCGGGAGAUCAACCAGGGCCGCGUGCAACCUGGCCGUCUCUGGGUUUGUCGGCGCUGUGACGAGAAGUUAUCCAUUGAUGCUAUCUACACUGUCGAAGCCACAAGUUCAGCGAGUAGCCAUCUCGAGGAAAAACACAAGAUCGUCCCCCCGAACAAGCAGGUCGACAGCUCGGAGUCAAAGGUCUCAUUCCACCCAUCAAAAAGGCCGCGGUAUGCGCAGGUGUCGCAGGUCCGAGAGCUCCAGGAGCUCCUCGUUGGCCAUAUUGUGAACGCUGACUUGCCCUUUGGCAUUUAUACCGAGAGAUAUAUCACCGAGGUCUUCAAUCGCUUCGAUCCUUCUCUUGCCUCCCAGAUCCCCUGGUCUAGGUCAAGUCAACGGCGUCAGCUAGAGACCAUAUAUGAGCAGAAGAGAGCCUCAGUCAAGGCAUCGUUAAAGACUGCCGCAUCAAGGAUCCAUCUUGUCUUUGAUCUCUGGACGUCAUCCAACAACUACGCGGUCAUGGCAGUGUCUUGCCACUUCCUCGACAGCAAAGGGAUCCAGCAGCAACGCCUCCUCGCGCUGACACGGCAGAGCGGCGCCCAUACUGGAAAUAACCUCGCGACUACAUUGCUCGGUAUUAUGAAAGAGUGGGAGAUCCAAGACUGUGUCGGGACUCUUGUUUCCGACAACGCCUCAAGCAACGAUGUCUGCACUGCUGCCUUCUUUCGCCAGAUCAAGCCCGCCUUCACCAAGACCGAUAUAAUGGAGCGGCGUAUGCGUUGCUACGGCCACAUCCUCAAUCUGCGAGGCCCUGUCGGCAAACUCCGGAAUAUCGUCAAGUUCAUUAGGUCGUCGCCCCAGCGCAGCGAGUCCUUCAAGGCCCUGGCUCAGGAAACCGACGAUCAAGAGGACUGGCUGCUCCAUGAAGAAUCAAAAGCCGAGUUACAGCUCACUCUUAGCAACGACACGCGAUGGAACUCUACGUACCUCAUGAUUGACAGGGCUAUCAAGAAGAAAAAUCACAUCCAUUCCUUUCUGGUACAGCUCCAGGUUUCUGAAGGGGAGGGACAUGGGAUACCCGUCGAAGAGUUUCUCACUGCCGAGGAUUGGCGACUACUUACUGAGCUGAAGGCGAUAGUUGAGCCCCUUUACUUCCAGACCAUGAGAUGCCAAGGCUGGGGCGAGAAAGGCUCCUUCGGCUACCUCUGGGAAAUCCUUCCUGGGAUGGAGUUUCUCUUGGAUAAGUUAGAGUUCUGGAAGGUCUUUUUCGAUGAACCAGCAGACGAGGCUAUUACCCAGAGCCAGAGCCACCCACCUCAUGCGGUACAACGCAGUGAGCAUACACGAAACAAUCGGUCCUCUCGGGUACGAUCUCCCGCGUUCAAUACCCGGGCCUUACCUCCCCACGUUCAAGAAGAAUUCUUCGAACGGCCACCAAGCGUGUCGGCGCGUCUUAACACUCUCUCCGACGAUUCGCGAGGCUACCUUCGUCUGUCCAUCACAAACGCGUGGCAAAAGCUCAACCAGUACUACACAAAGCUUGGAGAAUCUCCUCUCUUUGCAGCGGCGGUCAUUCUACAUCCAGGCCGCAGUCUGCGCUGGCUUGAGACUCGCUGGAAUUCAGGUGAUCAGCUUGCGUGGCUUCGAGAUGCCAAGGAUGGUCUUGAGGGAUAUUGGACGGCGUGGUAUCGCGAUCAGGCGGAGAGCGGGUCUUCUCCUUGCCCGGCGAGCCGCCAACAAAAGGGGCGGGUCGAGCGGGAAGAUGGCGAAUACGGCCAGUGGCUUGGCGCCGAUCUUAUACGCCUGCGAAAUAGAGCGUUGGAUGCGACAGAGCUAGAGCGAUAUCUACGUCUCGAGCUGCCUAUCGAAGUUGACAACCCUAUUACCUGGUGGAUGGGUCGUCGGCAACAGUUCCCAACCCUUAGUACGCUGGCGCUGGAUAUCUUCUCAAUUCCAGCGAUGGCGGCGGACUGCGAGAGAGCCUUCAGCCUGGCAAAGCUUACUCUUACUAGCCAGAGACUCGCAAUGGACCUAAAGACCCUCCAGAUGGUUCAAUGUUUGAAGAACUGGGUUCGUCGUGACGCAGUUACCCUCGGCGGCGUUUACUUCAAGCUAGCGGUGUCUGCCGACGAGGCCGCUGAUCUUUAA
Messenger RNA from Chaetomium globosum CBS 148.51, 2331 nucleotides. RefSeq lists its product as uncharacterized. The transcript is spliced from 3 exons. Lineage: Eukaryota; Fungi; Ascomycota; Sordariomycetes; Sordariales; Chaetomiaceae. Gene Ontology annotation, molecular function: protein dimerization activity. The record is from RefSeq and is a predicted model, not a curated record. Bases 1 to 2331 code for a protein of 776 amino acids.